Molecule: messenger RNA, 1161 nt
Organism: Anopheles coluzzii
Lineage: Eukaryota; Metazoa; Arthropoda; Insecta; Diptera; Culicidae
Exons: 3
Coding region: 439-1161 (240 amino acids)
Source: RefSeq, a predicted model, not a curated record
CUCUUCCCUUUAAACGCGCUAUCCAGCACUAAUGCUUGCUUUGUGAUUCAUUCAUCCACAAAGGUUCCGCAACGUCGGUGUUCAGCAUCGUCCUGCACGCAGAAUAGCACACCAUUGACCCUUCGAAGAGGCGACGGGCUAAUUAUAACGGUAAUUAAUUCCACUGUUCAUCAGGCCUCUCGCAAUGACGCAGUGCUCUUCCGAUUCGGGAACGGCUUCAAUAUCGACGGGGCUUCGUUCGGCACGUUCCUAUUUGGCACGCAUUGAGAUGAGAUGUGAACACACUUCCCGAUCGAAGACACUGCACAUGAAUGCACAAAAUACGCUCAAUUCAACGUGGGAAGUUCGGUCUCACGUACUUCUGCUUUAACCACUCGAAGACGACUGUAAAUACUGUUCCAUGGCUCCUGGGUACUGGCACAUCUCACUGGCUCAAACAUGGACCCGUUGGGAGGCUGUCGAAAUUAUCAAUUGCUAUCCGUGCUGGCUCAGCGCAUCUGCUCCCUUGUCGUGUGUUUGAUCAAACAUGUGCGGCAAGAGAACAUAGCGGUGCAGACUGUUUUGCGCCAAGCGCUGCUUCCCAUGCACCGUGCGUUGACGGAGUUUUUGUUCGGCCAGGCGCAUUCGUCCCAGCACUUCAGUCCACUUCAGCUGCGUGAUUCUACACAUUCGCUUCUCUCCUUACCGUCGAUGCCUCUCUAUCCCAACCAACCGUCCCUUCACCAGCCAACCCUUGAACGUUUCCCAUCGUUCCGCGGCAACAUCACGCCACCGGAAGGCUCCAUUACUCCACCGCGUGGCAGUACACCACCUUCCUGGCUCGGCGGCACACCGAUCGGUUUCACCUCAACGCCGCUUCGCACGCCGACGGUGCGUCCCCAGCCGGAACCGUUUGCGCUCAUCAAUCAGCUGCUGACAGCGAUACGCACCUCGAAUGAUGGCAAUUUGUCAAACGUCACCGCACAGUACGCCAGCGAUCCCGUUUUCCGCGAGCGGGCCCUUCGCGAGCUGGAUGAGCUACGAUCGUGCAUUGCACCGCAACUGGGAGGCGCGUGCAAUGGGGCAGAGCAGGCAGUGCGUGCCCUGCUGGACCGGGUAGAGCAGGCGGAAAUAACGCUCUCGAUGCUUAUCAACAAUUUAGAGCAAUUGCAAAAUCAUUGA